GCUUGGCGCGACCGUCGGGACGGUUCUGUACUACGAGACUCGAAUUCACCUCUCCCUUCUCAACUUUGAAUGAGCCAGAUCUAUCCGGUCUCAUUUCUUCUACUGCUCGGAUAGCUUUGAGCUCGUGUUCUUGUGCUACAACAAAAAAGUCCUUCAAGAAUGAUCUCAAGGUCUGCACUGAACGCCUCAGGCAGGAGAUCCUCGAUACUUCUCCGUAAGGAAGUCCCUUCCAGUUCCAGACUCUUACUUCCCACUACGACUAUCCGUUCUCGACGACUCGCAAGUACUAGUACUGGAAACAGACUCACUUCAUGGGCACAGUCGACCUCCAAAGUCUCGCGAGUAUUUACAGGUCUAAUCCUCCUUGGGGUUGCGUCAACUGCUUAUGGAUUGUAUGAGUUUUACCAAAUGUUCACGAUGUGGCCUCCAGAGGUACGAGGCGACUUGCGUGCCGGUGUUAAAGCGAAACAUCAGGGUGAUUUCGUCAUGAGCGAGAGGUAUCUACGGAGAGCCCUUGAGACUGCACAACAACUCCCUCUAGAACGUCUUUCCCCCGAUCCUCACCUCAAACUAUCCGGUAUAGCAAUAGUCCUAGGAGAGGUUCUCGAAAAAGCCGACCAUCCUCAAGCCGCAUACGAAGUCUACACAUCCGCACUCUCACAACUCCAAAAUACCCAAGGGCUCUCAGGUCCAGAACGCGUCCGUGCGGCUGCUAUCGCCUUCAAACUAGGCGAGAUGGCAGAACUAUACCAACAACCUCCAGAAGAAGAAGAAAAGUGGCUCGUAUACACUGUCGAGGAACUUUUGCGCGUCGUUAGAGACUAUCAGGGCAAUAUUCCGCAUCAACCUGGAGGAGGAGGAGACGAACGGCAGUUGGCUGCUUUGUCUGAAUUGGAGCUCCCGGGUUGGGUUACUAAACAUGACUUGAUCGCACCGUUGGAAACGCUGGGUGCAUUCUAUAAUCGAGUAGGUAAACAAGAGUAUGCCGUCCCGUUGUACCUCUCCGCGCUUUCCAUUCUGACGCCUUCGCGCCGAAACACAGUGGAGGCACGAUGUCAAGGUGCACAUAUCAUGAAUAGUUUGGCUGAUAGCCUAACGCAAGAAGCACCGACGCCUGAUCGCCGUAAACAAGCAGAAGUCUGGAUUCGUAAAGCUUUGGCUGUGAUUCAAGAAGCGAAAGCCGCUGCAAGGGCCGAUGAUGCCAAUGCGCUGCAGCAGUGUGAGCAUACGCUUGCAGCUGCACUUUUCAACUUGGGUUCUCUUCGAGAGAUGGCUGGGGACAACGAGGACGCGCACAAAUGGUACACGGCAAGUCGAAAACAGUCAUCUUCUCUCAAGAUGCGAGAGGGCGUCGUAGAGGCGGGUGUGGCACUUCGUCGAUUGGACAAGCUAAGCAAAUCCUCAAGCGAAGACUCGGGAGUCAUUGACGCAACGAAUGGGAAGCACGUGAAAUAAUAUUAGUGAAUGUCAUAGAUCCCAGCAGCUAUUGAUAUAUCCAGGAAACAAUCACGACCAUGAGUGAUACACGCAAGCACCAGCUGGCAAGGGGGGAAGCAACUAUGAAUGAGAUGAGAGAGACAGAAAGGAAAGGAUGAUAGGUAGUGACUAGUGACUAGUGGGAAGCAAGUGGCGGAGAACAGAGGGAUGUAAAACGGGCUGAUCAUGAAUCCUCGACCUCUUCUACUCGCGCAGAUCUACUCUCCGGCCGUGAAUCUCCUGAGUCUGGCGCGAAUUCGUGUACUUCGGUAUGAGAGCUACCAUUAACAGCGGUAGAUUUGCCUUUC
This is a messenger RNA of Somion occarium, 1784 nucleotides long. Lineage: Eukaryota; Fungi; Basidiomycota; Agaricomycetes; Polyporales; Cerrenaceae. The record is from the annotation of a GenBank genome assembly.